UGAGACUCAAAGGAAUGGUAAAUCUCGUAAUGCUUCAAGUAGACAGAAAGAGUUUAUUAACGCUGUCCAAAGGACUCCAAAAGAUCACCUUUUGGGGGAAUGUCAAUCCCAGACAAAUGGUCACAUGGGUAGAAAUAACACGCACUUCUCAACUAUAGAACAUAAGCUCUUGGAUGCAGGGUCAAAUCAGAGCCCGAUUGGUGCGGAGGUCCGAGGGAAAAUUGAUGGAGCAUUCGACUCGGGUUAUUUAAUGACUGCAACUGUUAAUGGAAAGUUAUUCAGAGGAGUCUUGUUUGCACCAGGACUUGGAGAGGAAUGGGAAAAACGUGAAGGGCUUUUCAAAAGAGAAUCUAAAUGACCAUAUCUUGAACCAGAGAUUUCAAUUUCUCCAUAUUUGGAUCCUUAGGGAGUAUUUAGCAUAUGCUAUGGGAAUCCCAGAUGUUAAAGGAGAUUUGGAGCGCCUAAUUGAUGAUUUUGUUUUGAUGUGUUUGUUUGUGGGGAAUGACUUUCUACCUCACAUUCCCUCAUUGGAAAUAUCUGAGGUUGUCCACAGAAAAAGGGAAAGAAAGAAAGGAGUUAACUAGUAGCGUCUUCUGGAACUGAAUAAUAGACGUGGCCUAAAAUCUGUGAAAAAUAUCCCGUUUUCUUCUUCUUCUUUCUUUUCUCUCUCAAAUUGAAAUUGGAAUUUUUGGGAUGAAUUGAGGGGGAAUGAGUUGGUGAUCCUUCGAAGAAAGAAGGAUGUUGGAGGAUCAGGUGGCUUACCUCUUGCAGAGGUACCUUGGCAACUACGUCAGGGGACUCAACAAGGAAGCGCUCAAGAUCAGUGUUUGGCAAGGUUCGUUUUCUUAUAAUUACUCUUAUUUUCCUGGAUUUUAGACUUUGAAAUAAAUUUUUUUUUUUUGGUUGUGUAUUGAGGAUAAUUGGAGUUUUUUUUAAAUCAUUAUUGAAAUGUCUUCAGAACGGAUGAAUUUUCUGUGAUUAAUUCAAAGAGAGGGAGUGAAUGAGUUUAUUGACAUUAGAAUUUUGGAAAAUUUAAUAAGUUGAUGGAUUUAGAUUUUGGUUUCAUUUUGUCUUAUUGCUUCAAAUUCUACACUUAUCAGAUUUUACGGUUGAUUGGAUUGUAGUUAACUUAGUAGUGAGAGUAAAGAGUAAAUGCUUCGUUUCUGGUUGAUGGUUUACUCCUAAA
Humulus lupulus (European hop) is the source of this 1186-nucleotide messenger RNA. Its product is annotated as 5'-3' exoribonuclease 2-like. The transcript has 4 exons. Gene Ontology annotation, cellular component: nucleus. The record is from RefSeq and is a predicted model, not a curated record. Gene Ontology annotation, biological process: nuclear-transcribed mRNA catabolic process. Lineage: Eukaryota; Viridiplantae; Streptophyta; Magnoliopsida; Rosales; Cannabaceae. The coding region runs from base 267 to 584 and encodes 105 amino acids. Gene Ontology annotation, molecular function: RNA binding; 5'-3' RNA exonuclease activity.